This is a messenger RNA of Liolophura sinensis, 3541 nucleotides long. Its product is annotated as protein arginine N-methyltransferase 7-like. Gene Ontology annotation, biological process: chromatin remodeling; peptidyl-arginine methylation, to asymmetrical-dimethyl arginine. The record is from RefSeq and is a predicted model, not a curated record. The transcript has 14 exons. The coding region runs from base 68 to 2206 and encodes 712 amino acids. Gene Ontology annotation, molecular function: histone methyltransferase activity; protein-arginine N-methyltransferase activity. NCBI's taxonomy places the organism in Eukaryota, Metazoa, Mollusca, Polyplacophora, Chitonida, Chitonidae.
GUGCGAUAGGAAACAAUGUCAAUAUGUUGUUGUUUUCCGUCGAAACAUUCGUUAGAUGAUGUACUAGAUGACAAUUAGACGCGCCUUUCGGUGUGGACAUCAGUUAAAAUCUUCCUGUUUUCAUGGUCGACAUUCUAUAAGGUCCAUGGGGACGUUUGUUCCGAAUUUGAGCCCGGUAACCGGAAAGAUGGAGUGGGUGUUACAAGACGAACACUAUGAUUAUCACCAGGAAAUCGCACGGUCAGCAUAUGCAGAUAUGCUACAUGAUACAGAAAGGAAUCAGAAAUAUUAUCUAGGUCUAAAGAGAGCCAUACAUCUGAUGCAUCAGUCAGGACAAGCUGCUCAUGUGCUGGAUAUUGGGACAGGAACAGGCCUUCUGUCCAUGAUGGCUGCAGCAUCAGGGGCAGACACGGUCACAGCUUGUGAGGCAUUUGUGCCCAUGGCUGAAUGUGCUCGAAAACUGAUUCAGCAAAAUGGAUUUGGUGACAAAAUAACACUAAUUCCUAAACGAUCUACAGAAGUGACAGUGGGUAAAGAUAGUGACAUGCCUCGGCGAGCUAACAUCCUGGUGACAGAGGUGUUUGACACAGAGCUCAUUGGGGAGGGAGCCAUUGGCACAUUUCACCACGCCCAUGAGAAACUGCUGGAGAAAGACUGCUUGGUUGUGCCUAGGGCUGCCAAAAUGUAUGUACAACUUGUCCAGUCGGAAAAACUGAGAAAGUGGAACCAACUUCUGCCAAUCAAAAUCAAGGGUCAUGAUGAUGUCAGACCCCCCACAGAGUUUUCCAGGUGCGGAGGAGCUCCCUCUCUUCAUGACUUGCAGUUGGAUCAGGUGUCCUGUGACCAGUUUCAACCUCUCUCCCAGCCAAUUAAAGUCUUCAGGUUUGACUACACUGGUAAAAGUGAAAUCAAAUUUAAGGACCGAUCCAAACUGACAGUUGAAUCUCUUAAUGAUGGGAGAAUAGAUGCAAUCUUUAUGUGGUGGGAUUUGGAGAUGGAUCCAGAAGGGGAGAUAACUCUAAGUUGUGCUCCAAGCUGGGGUCACCCCGACCCAGAAAACAUGCAAUGGCGUGAUCAUUGGAUGCAGGCUAUUUAUUACCCUAAUGUCAGGAGAAGUGUGCAAAAAGGGGAGACAAUUACAUUGGUUUCAAACCAUGAUGACUACAGCCUCUGGUUUGAUGUACAGGACUUUUCAGAGCAAAAGUUGAGUGAAGACAAGAGAGGAGUGUGUAGGUGUGGCGCACACAUGACUUACAGUCGACCACGCAUAGCAAUGCUGAAUGAUGACUACAGGAACACUGUCUAUAUUCACACCAUGAAACAGGUGGUAAACUCCCAGUCUGUAUGUUUAUGUUUGGGUGAUGGGACUCUGCUGCCCUUUAUUGCCAGUAAGCUGGGAGCAAAGAAGGUGUACACACUGCAGUCAAACCCUCUGUGCAGGAGAACUCUUCAGCGUUACCUACAACACAACAGUGAGGGAGAGUGUGUUCAGAUCAUAGACAAACUACCAGGGGAGCUCACUGCUGAGGACUUGGCAGGAAAUAAGAUUGAUGUUGUCCUGGCUGAACCAUUCUUCCUCACCUCUGUCUUACCAUGGCACAACCUCCACCUGGGCUACAUAGUAAGGGAGAUAACUCAGCACCUGUCUCCCUGUGUGAAGGUGUUGCCAGGGAUAGCAGCUUUCAGAAUCAUGGCCGUGCAGUUCAGUGACCUCUGGAAGAUUAGGGCGCCCGUGGGAAUCUGUGAAGGAUUUAACCUGGAGUCCUUUGAUAAGCUUAUAGAGUCAUCCUCAGAUAAAACAGAUGCAUACAUAGAACCACAACCCCUGUGGGAAUACCCGGCUACAUGUCUGAGUCAGCCAAUCACGGUCAUGCAGUUUGACAUGUCCCGCAUUGUGGAGAACACCAAAUCCCAGGUGGUGGAGAAUACAGUGCCAUUUGAUUGUGAUGGAACGUGCAACGGAGUUGCAUUAUGGAUGGACUUCAGCUUUGGAGAAACAGAGAUUUCAACAGGGCCCGUAACUCCUCCUGUCCCUGGAGCCAAGGUGCAGUGGGAUCGUUGUACCAGGCAGGGUGUUCAUCUCUUUAGGCUACCACAGACUGUUUGUCAGGGAGACAUACUAAGCUAUAAAGUCAUGUUUAUUCCAGAGGCGGGAGAAUUUCAGUUUAGUUUCGACAUUCAAAGAAAACGUUCAAAAGUUACAUAAAUCAAAUUGGAUGAAUAAAUUUAAUAACUUUUAUUACUGUCAUUACUAUGAAAUACAUCCUAGGGUUUACAUAAAAUUGAUUUUAUUCCUAAUGUAUUAAAUCGCAUUUCCUACAUACAUGUAUACCAGUACAUGGACCUCAGGGUGGAUGCAUGAUUGAUGGCCGGGUAUAAAAUGUGUCGUUGAAAAUGUUGCAAUGAAUUUUUGAUAUACCUUAUUAUAUGGCAGCAUUUAAUUAUUUAUUUUAGGGCAAAUGGACACUUGUUUUUUUCUGUUGAUAUGAAGUGAGACCUACAUAUAUUAUGAUUACAGUUAAUUGUACAUUGUCAUUUUGUUUAUUAGUUUACCUCAUGCAGGCAAACAGCCCAUUCACAUGGACAGAACAGGGCCCAGUUUCACAAAGCGGCGUACAGUUUUUUAAAAGAGUACAUUUAUCGUAGGAUAUUUUGUGGUAUACGUCACUAUUAUUGCACCAUUGUCCUAUGUGUGUGAUUAUCGUACACCAGACAUAUGGCAUCUUUGUGAAGCUGGGCCCUGAUGGAUAUGUAUGUACCAAAAAACAUCUCUGCAUGUAUGUGUAUUUGCUUCUCAGAUCUUUCUUUGAGCGUAAUUUGUAGCAUUAAAAUUCCAAUCUGGGCUUUUUUAAAAAAUUUUAAGUGUGUUGCUGUUUUCAAAUGUUUUAAUUUUUUAUUCUUAGCUGACUGUCACAAUGAGGUUGCAUGUUCAAACCCACCUCACUGGUAGGGCGAUAUGUUCGCUACAUGAUACAUCUGGUUAAAUGUGUUAUAUUCACUGGGUAUUUCCUCUUUGCGCCCGUCCAUCAGACAUAAACAUAAAAGUGGUUGCAAAUCUGGAAAUGGCAAAAUUAUCUAAACUUUAAACAUUAGUAAAAGUUCCGAAGAAAAAAAUUAGUAAAAAAAUUCAUAAUUUUUGAUUUUCAUCUCUAAUCUAUAAACCUCAUUGUCAUUGUCCGGAUUUCCUCACACCAUAAUGCUGGCUGUCGUCCUGUAAGUGAAAUACCCAAUAAAUAAAUAAAUAAUAAAUAAGUCAGCAUCACUGCAGAAGUGCAAUAUUCUUAUAUACUGAUAGGGCAUUAUCUUCAAUCAAAUACAUGUACAUAAAUAUUUGUCAAAGGUCACACAGCUGUGUAUUUUAACACUAUCUGACAUAUUAAUGGAAUAGAAAAAUCAAACGGACACAUUUUAAUGGUGGUCAAAUGCACCAUCGUGACUGUAGUUGUGACAUUUUCACAUUAUUCAUAGAUCAAUUUUUGUGUCUAUGAAGACUUGUCUAUCUUUCUGUGACUAAUGAAAUAAAUUGCAUUCGACUGAUAAA